Staurois parvus is the source of this 291-nucleotide messenger RNA. The record is from the annotation of a GenBank genome assembly. NCBI's taxonomy places the organism in Eukaryota, Metazoa, Chordata, Amphibia, Anura, Ranidae.
UGCCACCUGUCACUGCCUUUCAGUGCCACCUAUCAGUGCCAGUCAGUGCCACCUAUGAGUGCUACCAAUCAGUGCUGCCUAUGAGUGCCAGUCAGUGCCGCCUAUGAGUGCUACCAAUCAGUGCCGCCUAUCAGUGCCAGUCAGUGCCACCUAUGAGUGCUACCAAUCAGUGCCACCUAUCAGUGCCAGUCAGUACUGCCUAUCAGUGCCAUAUAUGAGAACUGCCUUUCAGAGCCCAUCAGUGAUGUCUGUCAAUGCCCACCAGUGAUGCCUGUCAAUGCCCAUCAGUGC